GGGGGCGGGACGCUCGCCCACCUGAUCCGUACAAAACGUUCUGUAUAAAAUAUUAAGUCGUAAAUGCAUUAAAUUUUAGUAGCUUUGCGUGUUUGAAUAAACUAUUAUCAGACAAAUACGAUAUAGGGCAUGGGAAAUUACAAAGAAUACUGACAUCGGCUGCAACGGACAUCUAAAAUGGGGGCGUCAUUCGUGUAGCAGUUUAAAUAAGGGUGGAUCCUUCUAGAGGCACGGCAAUUGGAGCUUGAAUUUAAAACAUUUUCUGUCGCUAUAUUCGCCUAGAAGAUACAAAAUAAGAUGAACGGAACCGCGAAAGAAGCGCGGCUCUUGACUGGAAGGUGACGAGACCGGAUACAUUUGGGGUUUGUCUGGUUCCGCCCCCGACGGGCGGGUCUGACGGAGGAACCUUAGCGGUCGGAGGAGCUACGCCGCAGCCCAGGACUAGCCAUUCGUGGAAAAUAGGCCGUCCUACAGCGGAAAGCAGCCAGCCCCGACUCCAUACCGUCCGGCCUUUUUUGUUGAACAACUCCUCUUCGUUUUUAUUAAUGCGGAAUGAGCGAUCAAAAGGAGGAAGCGAUGGCGGCAGACGGGGCUAAGGCAGCUGCUGGUGAUUAUAAUAAUAAAGGCAAAACUUCUGGAACACAGGACUCGCAGCCGUCGCCCCUCGCUCUCCUCGCCGCCACGUGCAGCAAGAUCGGCGGGGCUCCCGGAGAGGGCGGGGCCGGCGGCCAGCACAUCCUGAUCGACCCGAGCCAGGGCCUGGUGCAGCUGCAGGGCGCCGCGCAGCCGCUGGAGCUGGUCUCGGCGCCGCUGGCGGGCAGCGGCUGGCAGAUCGUCGCGGCGCCGCCCGCCGUCGCCAUGGCGCAGACCGGCGGGGCGGCGGUGACCAGCACCUCGGCCGGCGGCGGGGGCGAGCGCGCGGGCGGGAGGAGGGCCAAGGCUGCGGCGGCGUUGGCGCCCGCGCCCGCGGGGCAGCAGCAGCAGUUCCAGAUCGUCCAGGUGCAGAACAUGCCCAGCGCCGCGGGAGGGGUGCAGUACCAGGUGGUGCCGCACCUGCAGACAGCCGACGGGCAGCAGAUCCAGAUCACCCCCGGCAACCCCGCGGCCCUGAGCCUGCAGACCGACCCCAUCCAGCUCAUCCCAGCCGCCGCCGCCAACCCCGGCCUGCGGGCCAAUCAGGCGGUGCCGCUGCAGAUCCGGCCGGGCGUGUCCUUCCCCCUGCAGCUGCAGGCCGUCUCCGGCCCCCAGACGCAGGUGGUCGCCACAGUGCCCAUCAACGUGGGCGGAGUCACGCUGGCGCUGCCCGUCAGCAUGUCGGCCGGGGGCGGGGCCUUCCAGCUGGUGCAGUCCGCCGAGGGGGUGGGGCAGCUGGUGGCCACGCCCGUCUCCAGCGGGGCGGACUCCGUCGGCGCCGUCACCUCCACGACCACGCCCUCCGGCGGGGACUCCCUGGCGGUGACCUCUACGACCCCGGCCGAGCAGGGCGCCCCGCCCACAGAGGCCCCGCCCCCCGAGGGCGAGAGGCGGAACUCGGGCCACGCCCAGGCCAACGGGCUGCAGGUGGGCGAGGCGGGGGGGCCGGUGCAGCAGGUGCAGCUUGUCGGCCAGCCCGUCCUGCAGCAGUUCCAGGUGCACCCCUCCCAGCAGCUGGUGCAGGCGGGCCCCGCCCUGCAGAACCUGCAGCUGCAGGCCUUCUCGAACCCGGCGCCGGUGCUGAUCCGGGCACCCACACUGACCGCGGGGGGGCAGAUCAGCUGGCAGACCGUGCAGCUGCAGAACAUUCCGGGCCCCGCCCUGCCGCAGCAGCUCACCCUGGCGCCCGUCGCCUCGGGCUCCGCCUCUGCUGGAACCUUUGCUCAGAUCGCCCCCCUCACCCUCGCCGGCACGCCCAUCACCCUUAACUCCGCCCCCAAUGUCCAGACGCUCAACAUCGCCGGGCUGCAGGGGGUGCCCAUCACCAUCACCAGCCUGCAAGGCCAGCCGACGGGGGUGGAGGGGGUGAAGGUGCAGCCGUCCCCCGGUGGGGUGGCAGUGGGGGGGGCCGGUGGGGAGAGCCAGAGCCCGUCCAGCCAGGAGCCGCAGCCCAGCAAGAGGCUUCGCCGGGUGGCCUGUUCCUGCCCCAACUGCCGCGACGGAGAGAGCAGUGGGGACCCAGGGAAGAAGAAGCAGCAUGUGUGCCACAUGGAGGGCUGUGGGAAGGUUUACGGGAAGACGUCUCACCUGCGGGCGCACCUGCGCUGGCACACGGGCGAGAGGCCCUUCGUCUGCAACUGGAUCUUCUGCGGGAAGAGAUUCACCCGCUCCGACGAGCUGCAGAGACACCGACGCACACACACAGGGGAGAAGCGGUUCGAGUGUCCGGAGUGUUCUAAGAGGUUCAUGCGGAGCGACCACCUCUCCAAGCACAUCAAGACGCACCAGAACAAGCGGGCGGGCGCGGCCCUGGCCAUCGUCACCACCGAGGACAUGGAGGAGAGCACCGACGAGGCGCUGGGGUCGCCCGGGGUCGUCGCCAUGGCCGCGCUCUCCCAGGAUUCCAACCCCGCCACGCCCACCGUCACGAACAUGGAGGAGGAGUUCUAGCAGCCUGCGAGCACAAAUGCACAGACACGCACACACACACACACAAACACACACACGCACGCUUGUGCGCCGAAACAACACACUCAUGCAUACAUGCGCACAAGCACACACUUCACACACAGACGCAUACUCACAUACCAACACAACACACUCAUGCAUACAUGCACACACGCAAACACGCACUCAUGCACACACACAUACACACACACGCACUUUACACACAAACGCAUGCUCGUGUGCCAACACAACACACAUGCUUAUGUGCACAUACACACACGCACUUUACACACACAUGCACAGCAACAUGUGCAUCUGAAUUUGACAAAUUUUCUACCAGAAAAAUAAUUUUAGCUAUGUUCUUAAAAGAUGAAAGAAUGAUAUAUGGUUUGUACAUUUUCGGUAAAGUAGGGCCACUGUUAGUUUGGGUGGAUUCAGAAAGUCGAUUUCUAUGCACAAAGUACAUUUCUGUGUUUUAGUUAUGAAGGGGGAUGGGAGGCGGAGACAGGAUGCUACCUGUAAACAGGCUGGAAGGUGUGGGACGGGCAGACAGGUGGUACUUGCACAGGUACGCAGGACAGGAGUACAGGUACAGAAUCAUCUAGAAGCUGAGUGUGGGACUGAGGGUGUCUCCAGAGUACAUAUCUUAGUACUGAUAAACCUGAGAGCGCUCUGCUUUUACCAUAGAUCCCAUCAUUAUCUUUACCACGGAGUUCUGUCCUUAUCCUUACCAUAGAGUUCAGACCUUAACUGUAGAUUUCAGUUAUCUUACCAUAGAUUCAGUCAUUCUCUUUACCACAGAGUUCUGUCCUUAUCCUUACCAUAGAUCCCAUCAUUCUGUUUACCAUAGAGUUCAUACCUUAUCUUAACUGUAGAUUUCAGUCAUUAUCUUUACCAUAGAUUCCAUAAUUCUCUUUAUCAUAGAGUUGUGUAAUUUUUUUUUGCAUGGGUAAUGUAAUUGUCUUUGCCAUAGAGUUCAGUCAUUAUCUCUACCAGAGAUUCCACAAUUCUCUUUACCACAGAGUUCAGUCAUUACCUUUAUCGUGGAUUCAGUAACUCGCUUUACCAUAGAGUUCAGUUAUUCUUCUAAAGGAGAAAACUUCAUACGUUGAGUGAAAAGCACAGAGGUCAGAUUUAUUAGUAGUGCAUACAUUUAGGAAAGCUAUGGACUAAAGUGAGUUUUUUAUACUAUAAAAACAAUCUAGCUUUCUGCUGUGACACAGCAGGUGAAAGCGACACAAUUAAGACAAUCUGAGACCAUGUUUACAUUCGCAUAUUAUAAGUAGUAAUAGGUAAUAAUAAUAAUAAUAAUAAUAUAAUACAAACUGUUUGUUGUAUAGAAGCGAUCUCUCUCACUCAUUUACCACAGGAGCAGAUAGCAGACUGACUGUGCAGUACAAUGCCUUAACACAAAACACACACACACAACCUCUGGGGAUGGGUGGGUGGGUGGGGGGACCACUGGUCUGUGCGGGUGUGUGUGUGUGUGUGUGUGUGUGGAGUGCGGGUGGGAGGGCUCAACUUUCACAGUAAGCACAGCGGUCCCAGGAUUUGGCUUGUGACGUGCAAUACUGCACUUUGACAGUUUAACUGACACUUUACGGCAAGGCCCCAUUGACUAGUGCAGCCCGGACACCAUACUGACUGCAUGAAGCACAAACCUCUCAUUCCUCAAAAAGACCUUCACAGGCACGUCUGACGAGCGCCUAGCGCCCCCUUCAGGACGGACAGUGCUACUGAAGUGAUGGCUCUUGAGUAGUAGAAAGGAGCCUCUUUCACUUUGAAGGUUUUGGGGUAGUUUUUUGUUCCUGCUGUGAUCUGGAUCAUUCCUGACCGUUUGGUCUCGUUUUGGUGUUACGCCAGACCCCGUCGUUACCACGAUGUCUUCUGUCUGUGUUUUCCGUGAUCAAGUUUUUAAAAAAUGUUUUGUUUCUUUUUUUUGUUUUUUGUUUUUUUGGUUGUCUCAUCCUCAUACAGGCCAGUGUAGAAGGCCGCGUAUGGCUAAUUUAUUCUUUAUCCGUAUUAUUUUAAUAUUUGCUUGUGCAAAUUAAAAAGAUGAUGUGGUGUUGUGAGCUAUCACGUGCGGCAUGGUGUAUUUCUGCUUCCUGUUUUUAACCCUUUCAUACUGUAUAGCCUCCGCUUCUUCCAUUAGCUGCUAAACUUUUGUGUUGGGGGGUUUGGGGGGGUUGGGGGGGGGGGGGGGUAAAAUCACAAAAAAAUGUUUUAAACAGUGAUUUAUACCAAAUGAUUGAAAUGUUUUUGGUAACAUUUUGUGUGAAAAAAGAAAAAAAAUUCUUUAAUAUUUUCUAGUGACAUCUCAUUUGUAAAUCUUUUUCUAAGAUGUGUUUAUCACCCGGACCGUUUAGCCCCAAAGGCUGACAUCUGUUGAUAUUUUUAAGCCACAUUUGUACAGCGGUGUUAUGUGAAUGAAAAAGUUAAAAAGGUUGUCUGCAUAAAGUUUGCAUAAAACCGAAUAAAUAAAUUCAUAAUGCAAGACUA
Messenger RNA from Anguilla rostrata (American eel), 5079 nucleotides. Its product is annotated as transcription factor Sp4-like. Gene Ontology annotation, biological process: regulation of transcription by RNA polymerase II. Bases 553 to 2583 code for a protein of 676 amino acids. The record is from RefSeq and is a predicted model, not a curated record. Gene Ontology annotation, molecular function: DNA-binding transcription factor activity, RNA polymerase II-specific; RNA polymerase II cis-regulatory region sequence-specific DNA binding. Lineage: Eukaryota; Metazoa; Chordata; Actinopteri; Anguilliformes; Anguillidae. The transcript is spliced from 6 exons.